This is a messenger RNA of Triticum turgidum subsp. durum (durum wheat), 513 nucleotides long. NCBI's taxonomy places the organism in Eukaryota, Viridiplantae, Streptophyta, Magnoliopsida, Poales, Poaceae. The record is from the annotation of a GenBank genome assembly.
AUGGGAGCGGGGAUGAAGCGCGCGAGGGAGGAGGAGCCAGCUGUGUCGCUGGCGCUCUCUCUCAGCACAGACUCCUCGACGUCCACCACCACCUCGGCCGACUCGACCGGUGCGCCGGCGAAGGCGGCCGCAAGGAAGAGGGCACGGCGGGGGAGGGUGGUGGCCACUUCGGGGGAGGGAGAGUUCGUCUGCAAGACUUGCGGCCGGGCCUUCGAGACGUUCCAGGGGCUCGGCGGCCACCGGACCAGCCACCUCCGGGGGCGCCACGGGCUGGAGCUCGGCGUCGGGGUCGCCAGGGCCAUCAAGGAGCGGCAAAGGCAGGAGGACAAGCAGCAGCACGAUUGCCACAUCUGCGGGCUGGGCUUCGAGACGGGCCAGGCGCUCGGCGGCCACAUGCGCCGGCACCGCGAGGAGAUGGCGGUCCGCAGCGGCAGCGCCAUCGACCGGUGGGUCGCGCUGACGGAUCAGGAGGCUAGGCACCAGGACGGCGUCUUGCUGGAGCUGUUCGUCUAG